AUGGCAUCGUGGCCGCCGUGGGGGCAGAGGGCUUCCAUCUUUGCACAGGGGAAUGGAUGGAGGAGAAAUGCGUCCUCCAGGGAGGCUGCGGCGUCCAAGUCCGCCUCUUUGGGUGCGGCGUCCUUUGUCGCUGGGGCGCAGAUUUUCACACUGGGUGUACUUCUCUAUUAUGUGCCAAUGGAACAACUCAAUAUGGGCCUUCUUCUGUUUUUGGCUCUGUGCUAUAAUGCUGCGAUGGUGUGGAAUUGGGCCCCUAACCCUGGAUUUGUAUCGGACACGGAGGAACCGAGGUCGGAAGAGGAAAAAUCUAUCCUUCGAUGGUGUCGGGUGUGUCGCCUGUGGCAGCCGCUUCGGGCCAAGCAUUGUGAAAAGUGUGAGAGAUGCGUGCGAAAAUAUGAUCAUCAUUGCUUCUGGAUCGGGGGCUGCGUGGGUGAGGCGAACCACCUUCGUUUCUACCUGCUGCUCACUAUUACGUUUAUUUACUUGCUUUAUCUGUUUCCAAACGUCAUGAAAUGUUUCAAGUUUCGCGGUCAUGCGACAAUGGACGCCGCAAUGCUCCGGAACUUCAUUCCAUUCAUACUGAUUGUGGUGAAUGGCUUUAUGGCCUUCUUGAUCUUCGCUCUGUGGGUUGUUCACUGCGUUUUACUAGUGGGCAACCUGACGACAUGGGAGUUCUCCAGCCGCCACCGCAUCACCUACCUCAGCUCUCGAAAGGGCAAUCCUUUUAACCGAGGCCUGUGCUCAAAUAUAUCGUUUCUGUUUCAGAGGCAGCCGAUUAAUUGGAGCCUCGUAAUGAAGCGAAGCGACUCGGAUCUUGUAUAG
Messenger RNA from Trypanosoma grayi, 822 nucleotides. Its product is annotated as putative palmitoyltransferase ZDHHC12. Gene Ontology annotation, cellular component: endoplasmic reticulum; Golgi apparatus. Gene Ontology annotation, biological process: peptidyl-L-cysteine S-palmitoylation; protein targeting to membrane. The coding region runs from base 1 to 822 and encodes 273 amino acids. Gene Ontology annotation, molecular function: protein-cysteine S-palmitoyltransferase activity. Lineage: Eukaryota; Euglenozoa; Kinetoplastea; Trypanosomatida; Trypanosomatidae. The record is from RefSeq and is a predicted model, not a curated record. The transcript has a single exon.